Onychostruthus taczanowskii (white-rumped snowfinch) is the source of this 1027-nucleotide messenger RNA. RefSeq names its product NADH-cytochrome b5 reductase 2. The record is from RefSeq and is a predicted model, not a curated record. NCBI's taxonomy places the organism in Eukaryota, Metazoa, Chordata, Aves, Passeriformes, Passeridae. Gene Ontology annotation, molecular function: oxidoreductase activity; FAD binding. The transcript is spliced from 9 exons. The coding region runs from base 109 to 1023 and encodes 304 amino acids. Gene Ontology annotation, cellular component: mitochondrion.
GGGUCAGGAGGCGGAACCGCGAGGAGGAACUCGAGGAAGGAUCAGGCGGGAUCUGCGCGGCCGGGGCUGAGCGGGCCCGGUGCGGCGGGAGCUGCGGGCGAGGCCGCCAUGGAGACGUUUGCGGGAGCGCCUGUGGCCAUCGCCGUGGCCGUGGUGGCGGCGUCCGCGCUGCUGCUGCUGCUGCUCCGAGGGACGGCGCGGAGGCCGAGCAGCCCCGUCACCCUGCAGGACCCGCAGGCCAAGUACCCGCUGCGGCUGCUGGACAAGGAGGAAAUCAGUCACGAUACUAAGAAAUUCAGGUUCGGGCUACCCUCAACGAAUCAUAUUUUAGGAUUACCUGUGGGCCAACAUGUUUACCUUUCUGCAAAAAUUGAUGGGAAUCUGGUGGUUCGAGCCUAUACCCCAGUUUCCAGUGAUGAGACAAAAGGUUAUGUUGAUUUAAUUAUAAAGGUCUACUACAAAAAUGUGAACCCCAAGUUUCCAGAAGGUGGGAAGAUGUCCCAGUAUCUAGAUAACAUGAAGAUUGGAGACACCAUUGAUUUCAGAGGGCCCAAUGGACUCCUGGUCUAUAAGGGGGCAGGUACCUUUCUUAUCAAGCCUAAUAAGAAGUCUGAAGCAGAGAAAAAGUUUGCAAAGCACCUUGGGAUGAUAGCUGGAGGAACAGGAAUAACUCCUAUGUUGCAGCUGAUCCGUCAGAUCACAAAUGAUCCUAAGGACUCCACAAAAUGUUACCUCCUUUUUGCUAAUCAGACAGAAAAUGAUAUACUGCUGAGAACUGAGCUAGAAGACAUUGCCAAGAGGCACCCUGAGCAGUUUGUGCUGUGGUACACCCUGGACAGACCUCCAAAAGACUGGAAGUACAGCUCUGGCUUUGUCACUGCAGACAUGCUGAAAGCCCACCUGCCUCCUCCUGGCAGCGAGACCCUCAUUCUCAUGUGUGGGCCACCACCAAUGAUUCAGUUUGCCUGUCAGCCCAACCUGGACAAGCUUGGCUAUCCCAAGAGCAGUACAUUUGCUUACUGACACU